Messenger RNA from Saimiri boliviensis boliviensis (Bolivian squirrel monkey), 4708 nucleotides. The record is from RefSeq and is a predicted model, not a curated record. Lineage: Eukaryota; Metazoa; Chordata; Mammalia; Primates; Cebidae.
CCGGCUUGCCGUUCCUCUCCCUUUCUCUCAGCAUCUUCCUGGUAGCCUGCCUGUAGGUGAAGCAGCACCAGCAGCAUCCAUGGCCUGUCUUUUGGCUUAACACUUACCUCCUUUGGCUUCGGCAGCGGACGGAACAGACCUCAGCAGCGGCGUGGUGAGGACUUCGCUGGGACCUGGAAUCGUAUCCUCCUGUGUUUUUUCAGACUCCUUGGAAAUUAAGGAAUGCAAUUCUGCCACCAUGAUGGAAGGAUUGAAAAAACGUACAAGGAAGGCCUUUGGAAUACGGAAGAAAGAAAAGGACACUGAUUCUACAGGUUCACCAGAUAGAGAUGGAAUUAAGAAAAGCAAUGGGGCACCAAAUGGAUUUUAUGCGGAAAUUGAUUGGGAAAGAUAUAACUCACCUGAGCUGGAUGAAGAAGGCUAUAGCAUCAGACCCGAGGAACCCGGCUCUACCAAAGGAAAGCACUUUUAUUCUUCGAGUGAAUCGGAAGAGGAAGAAGAAUCACAUAAGAAAUUCAAUAUCAAGAUUAAACCAUUGCAAUCUAAAGACAUUCUUAAGAAUGCUGCAACUGUAGAUGAAUUGAAGGCAUCAAUAGGCAACAUCGCACUUUCCCCAUCACCAGUGAGGAAAAGUCCGAGGCGCAGCCCGGGUGCAAUUAAAAGGAACUUAUCCAGUGAAGAAGUGGCAAGACCCAGGCGUUCCACACCAACUCCAGAACUUAUAAGCAAAAAGCCUCCGGAUGACACUAUGGCCCUUGCUCCUCUCUUUGGCCCACCACUAGAAUCAGCUUUUGAUGAACAGAAGGCGGAAGUUCUUUUAGAUCAACCUGAGAUAUGGGGUUCAGGCCAACCAAUUAAUCCAAGCAUGGAGUCGCCAAAGUUAACAAGGCCUUUUCCCACUGGAACACCUCCACCACUGCCUCCAAAAAAUGUACCAGCUACCCCACCCCGAACAGGAUCCCCCUUAACAAUUGGACCAGGAAAUGACCAGUCAGCCACAGAGGUCAAAAUUGAAAAACUACCAUCCAUCAAUGACUUGGACAGCAUUUUUGGCCCAGUAUUGUCCCCCAAGUCUGUUGCUGUUAAUGCUGAAGAAAAGUGGGUCCAUUUUUCUGAUACAUCUCCGGAACAUGUGACUCCGGAGUUGACUCCAAGGGAAAAAGUGGUGUCCCCACCAGCUACACCAGACAACCCAGCUGACUCCCCAGCUCCAGGCCCUCCCGGCCACCCAGGUCCCACGGGCCCCCCAGGGCCUCCUGGGCCUCCUCGCAAUAUACCAUCGCCGCUCAAUUUAGAAGAAGUCCAGAAGAAAGUCGCUGAGCAGACCUUCAUUAAAGAUGAUUACUUAGAAACAAUCUCAUCUCCUAAAGAUUUUGGGUUGGGACAGAGAGCAACUCCACCUCCCCCACCACCACCCACCUACAGGACUGUGGUUUCGUCCCCCGGACCUGGCUCAGGCCCUGGUACAGGGACCACCAGUGGUGCAUCAUCCCCUGCUCGACCAGCCACUCCUUUGGUUCCUUGCAGCAGUACCACUCCACCUCCACCCCCUCCCCGGCCUCCAUCCCGACCAAAGCUACCUCCAGGAAAGCCUGGAGUUGGAGAUGUGUCCAGACCUUUUAGCCCUCCCAUUCAUUCUUCCAGCCCUCCUCCAAUAGCACCCUUAGCGCGGGCUGAAAGCACUUCUUCAAUAUCGUCAACCAAUUCCUUGAGCGCAGCCACUACUCCCACAGUUGUGUCAGAAGAUGAUGUUUUUUAUGACAAACUGCCCUCGUUUGAAAGGCGCUGUGAAACGCCUGCAGAGAAUGAACAGCCUUCCCUCGUUUGGUUUGACAGAGGAAAGUUUUAUUUGACUUUUGAAGGUUCUUCCAGGGGACCCAGCCCCCUAACCAUGGGAGCCCAGGACACUCUCCCUGUUGCAGCAGCAUUUACAGAAACAGUCAAUGCCUACUUCAAAGGAGCUGAUCCAAGCAAAUGUAUCGUUAAGAUUACUGGAGAAAUGGUGUUGUCCUUUCCUGCUGGCAUCACCAGACACUUUGCCAACAACCCAUCCCCAGCUGCUCUGACUUUUCGGGUGAUAAAUUUCAGCAGGUUAGAACAUGUCCUGCCAAACCCCCAACUUCUCUGCUGUGAUAAUACACAAAAUGAUGCCAAUACCAAGGAAUUCUGGGUAAACAUGCCAAAUUUGAUGACUCACCUCAAGAAAGUGUCUGAACAAAAACCCCAGGCUACAUAUUAUAACGUUGACAUGCUCAAAUAUCAGGUGUCUGCCCAGGGUAUUCAGUCCACGCCUCUGAACCUGGCAGUGAAUUGGCGAUGUGAGCCUGCAAGCACUGACCUGCGCAUAGAUUACAAAUACAACACAGAUGCAAUGACGACCGCCGUGGCCCUCAACAAUGUGCAGUUCCUGGUCCCCAUCGACGGAGGCGUAACCAAGCUCCAGGCAGUGCUCCCACCAGCAGUCUGGAAUGCUGAACAACAAAGAAUAUUGUGGAAGAUUCCUGAUAUCUCUCAGAAGUCCGAAAAUGGAGGGGUGGGUUCUUUGUUGGCAAGAUUUCAGUUAUCAGAAGGCCCAAGCAAACCUUCUCCAUUAGUUGUGCAGUUCACAAGUGAAGGAAGCACCCUUUCUGGCUGUGACAUUGAACUUGUUGGAGCAGGGUAUCGAUUUUCACUCAUCAAGAAAAGGUUUGCUGCAGGAAAAUACUUGGCAGAUAACUAAUAAAAUCUCAUGCAAGGAUUUGGAAGAUUCAUGUAAUGGAGAACUGAUAUAUGAGAAACAGGUUUUAAUUUGGGUUUAAUGAAAAGAAACCAAUAUCUGCACUUGGGACACAGCAGGUGGAAAGUCAAUGACUUUCAGCUGUGAUUUCCCUCACACAAUACCCUGAUGACCAGUCCUACAGUAUUUACUUCUAGGUGUAAUAUUGUUAAUGGUUUUAAAAUGUAAUUAUUGUAUUUGUAAAUUGUACUCUCAUUCCAGUAAGACAGUUAGACACUUGAGUUUUAGCAUUUUACCAUUCCUGAAAUGGAUGUAAUUUAAACUGUGGUAUGUAAAUUUAAUAGUAGUAUUGUUGAAUGGCACAAUGCUUACAGAGGUAGAUUGCAUUUUGUCAAUAUAUAAAAUUUAAAUAUAAUAUUGAUAGCUGUCAUAAAGGGGGUGCCACAUAUUAAAGAAACUUAAGUGGAACCAGAAGAAAAAGAAACAAACUUACUUUUCUUCAAUCCUUAGUAUGUUUUACUCUAGUGCUAAAUAUAAAUUCUAUCUUCAAAUGUUUAGUGGGUUAAAUUGAGAAACUAUUUCAGAAAAAAAAAUUCUAAGGUUACAGCAUAUUCAAAAAAAAGCAUUAGUUACCACUUUUUAAAGAGCUUUUUUUUCAAACUGCAAAUUUCAUAAAAAUGCAAACUGUGUAAACAGGGCCUCUUAUUUUUAUAACUUGUGUAAAAAGGGAAAGCAAUUCAUAUUUAAAGUUUAAGUAUAUUAAAUUAUAAUCAAGAGUAAAGAAGAUGUUGAAGUCUUAACUACUUGCCCCUCUCUACAGUUUAGCAAAUGUGGAGAUUGCUGAAUAAUCAGAUGAAAAUCAAAAUUGUGGUUUUAAGAUUUCAAGGCUUUCCAUAGUUGAACUGGUUAACAACUUUUGCUCAAUUACUCUGAAUAGAUGGUCUUACUCAUCCAGUAUGGAGGAAUGAUAUCUUGCAUCUUCCUCUUUACCCACAGGAACCAAAACACUGAGACUGAGAAUUUAAAAAAAAAAAAAAAAAAAGUCCCCUCUUUUAAUCCAGGAGAGUUUUAAUCAUUGUUUAUGUCAUUUGAGAAUGGAAAAAUAAACUUUAUAAAUGAAAUUCUAUUCACAUUACUGUGUGAUAAAUUUCCUUUUGGAUGAUUAGGAUUCUUGUAUAAAACUAAAUAUUUGGCGUUCUCAGAGAAUCAAGAGGAGAGUUAUCUAAAAUGUAUGUCAUUUCAUGGUUGCAAGGUAUAAUAAAAACUGCUAUUAUUCAAUCUGGUCCCACGACAUGAACAUUUAGAAAGACGAACUUCUUCAGGAAUGUCGGUUGUAAAACCUUCCCUCAUUAAGCUCUGAAAAUGAUAGUCUUCCUUUAAGUCAUAGGACUUAUUUAAACAUAAACCAAUUUCUAUUAUAGGUUAUGCUGUUAAAUAACUAUAAUUAUUAAGUUAUUAUUUUAAAAUUAGUUGUUAACUUUCAUUUUAUAUCCACUCAAAUUUAACAAAGAAUCUUUAGCCCCUUUACAUUUUAGAAUCAAAUUAAAUUUUUAAAGUCUUACUUCUAAAAUGAGAUUGUGACUGGCAGUUGUUUAUAGUGAAACUUUUUAAAUUAAUCUUUGUACUCCUCUAUGAGUGCUUGCUACCAAGAGAAUGUUCAAAAUGAUUUGUUUUACCUUGGAAAAAUUCUUCCUAUUCAACAAACUCUCCGUUGGCUCCCUAAAGCAGUCUGGUGUUGAAGCUUCUUUGAACGAACGAAUUAAUAUACUCCUUUUAUGUAAAGGUAUCCAAUUUGAUUUUGAAACCAAAAUAGAAAAUGCAAGAUUUUAAAUUCCGUGAAACAUGGAAUUUAUGAUGCUAAAACCAAUGGAGAGUAAGCAGCAGAAAAUUGAGAAUUAUCCAGCAUAUGAAUAUAACAAUGUGUUUUUAAGUAAUCAAUUCAUUUAAAAAUUGAAUAUUAAUAUGAAGCAUAUUAAAAAUGUGUACAUAUUA